AUGUCAACCCCCAAACCCCGCGGUCGACCCGCGAGGCGGAAAUCUGAUGAUACUGCAUCAAGCAUCGAUCAAGAUGUGACAGUUCCAACACAAAUUCCGGCGCCUGCAACCCCUCGGUACACGACAUUAGCAACGCCGUCUGCGCUUCUUCGCUCGGUCACUCGUCGGACUCCCCGCGCUGCUCCUGUGACACCCUUUGGCCUGCGCGCAAUCCAACGCCGCGGCGCUAAUACGCCUGGUCGAGAUCGAAGACGUAGUACUCGCGGUCCGCAGAGAGAAACGGCUUUUGAUUUGUUGAAGAAUCUGGGCAGGGCUCUGGCUCCUGUAUCUAAACCAAUUCAAUCCUCGCCUCAAGAUGAACGAUCAUCGACACCGGAUGUUUCAUCGCCAGUGGAAGACGAAACAUUGGUUCUCGACAAUGAGCCAUUACCUGAACGUCCACGGUUGUCACUGCCGAUUGAUGAAAGCGGGACAAGCGAAGAUGGCAGCUCGGAUUUACGGCCGCCGCGAAUGUCGGUGGCCUUUGACGAUGACGAUAUUACACAGCACUCUAUUGAAUAUGCACGACGAGAUAUCAGCAUUAAAGAUCAAGAACGGAGGCGCAUGACCUUUGGGAGCGAUAAUUUUGAAGAUCUCACGCGGCUGGACGUGUUUUCAGAAGCGGGAGAUUUGACGGCACUUCAGCAGGGCAGUGAUAACGUCGUGGAGGAUUCUCCUCUAGGACAAGCAGACUUUGGCGGGGGUGACACCGAAGACCUAGGUCGCUUCAGCUUGGAUUUUACUUUCCCUACUCCACCUCCAGCGGUAGAAGCUGAAGCCUUGCCAAAUGAAGAAGAUAACUUCAUGCUGGAUGUUGACCAGCCUGAUGUCGGACUAGCCUCUUCAAGCCCCAACGGCGAAGCAGGUGAUUUCGGAGGGGUUUCAACAAAUAUGCCCGAACAGGUUUCCGAGCCUGGCACACCUGGGGUUGUUGGCGGCGGACUACGCGAUGAGCCCCUGGCGAGAAGCCGAAAGCAAAAAAAGCUGUCCCGCCAUGGCAUUCCCGUCCCGAACCUACCGUCCGGCGUGGUAAAGCGACUAGCCAUGCGCUUUGCGCGCGCUGGGGCUGUGAAGAAGGCGAAAAUCAGCAAGGAAACCCUGGCUGCCGUCGAGCAGGCUUCUGAAUGGUUCUUUGAGCAGGCUAGUGAGGAUCUUUCUACGUAUGCCAAACAUGCAGGUCGGCGGACGAUUGACGAGAGCGAUGUCUUGACUCUGAUGAGGCGACAGCGUCUUGUCAACAACACCAACUCGGUAUUUUCGCUCGCCCAGAGGCAUUUACCGAAAGAGCUACUGCAGGACAUGCGCCUGUCUUUGCCUCCUUGA
This is a messenger RNA of Talaromyces rugulosus, 1362 nucleotides long. RefSeq lists its product as uncharacterized. The transcript has 5 exons. The coding region runs from base 1 to 1362 and encodes 453 amino acids. Gene Ontology annotation, cellular component: Fanconi anaemia nuclear complex; FANCM-MHF complex. Gene Ontology annotation, biological process: replication fork processing; resolution of meiotic recombination intermediates. Gene Ontology annotation, molecular function: chromatin binding; protein heterodimerization activity. Lineage: Eukaryota; Fungi; Ascomycota; Eurotiomycetes; Eurotiales; Trichocomaceae. The record is from RefSeq and is a predicted model, not a curated record.